Vitrella brassicaformis is the source of this 2619-nucleotide messenger RNA. NCBI's taxonomy places the organism in Eukaryota, Vitrellaceae. The record is from the annotation of a GenBank genome assembly.
CAUCCUUCCCCGACCAAACCGAGCCAAAUUUGCUAAAGUGGGGAAAAAAGGACUAGAACUGUCGUGUGCAUCCCCCGGCCCACCUACCGCCGGGGUUCCGAAUGCUACACUGCUAGCACAUUUCGUUGAGCACACCGUGGGAUUUACCAUGAAGUCUUGCGUGUCGUUCCUGGUGCUCGUCGUGCUGUUUGGCGCUCCUUCUGCAGCUUCGUCCACUAUGGAGGCUGGAGACGAGAACGGGACGACACCCAACAUUGAGUAAGCCGCUCCAAAGGCAAAUGUCAACUCGGAGUACAUCGCUGUUUCCAUUGUUCGAGCAGCCUCCAAUUGUUCGACGACGUCACAGAGGCGGCGGGACUCACGAGUAUCAAGGCAUUAUAUGUGUCAUGGGGCUCGUCAUGGGGUGACAUGGAUGGCGAUGGUGAUCCUGAUCUCUGGGUCAGCAACCAUUAUUCACGGCCUGUACUCUACGAAAACUUGGGGGACGGCACGUUUCGCAACGUUCGUAAGCAGAGGUUGGGAAAGAUGUACGGGGACCUUCACACGGCCAGUUGGGUGGAUUUCGACAACGACGGCGAUCAGGAUCUGGUUGUGCUACAUGGUGGGAGAAGGGCAACCGGCAAGGAAGACAAUCAGGUGUUUGUCAACGACGGCAGUGGCCAUUUCAGUGAGCGCGCCGAGCAGCUCGGCUUGACGCAUGGAUGGGCCCGAGGAAGAGCACCUUUGUGGUUCGAUUCCAAUGAUGACGGCCGUCUGGAUGUGCUUUUCACGGCUCUUCUACGUCCCGACGGGCGCGACUACACGCGUUUCUUCAGACAGAAGACAGAUGGGACGUUUGUCCCGGACGAGUCAGCAGGCUACGACACCCCUAAAUCUCCAGUGACAAUGGCAUAUUUGACGGAUGUCAAUGGUGACCAAAAGCUUGACGUUGUCGAAGCAUCGUACUGGAGAUUUCCUAUUGCUGUGUUUGACACGAUGGAUCCGACGGCUGCUCAACGUAUGAAGCCACCUUUUUUGGCGAAACCUGUCAAGGACGUGGCCUUUGCAGACUUGAAUGGUGAUGCUUUUAUUGACGCAAUCGUGCCACCUUACGUUAGAAGGAAUAUUGUGAUCCAGCGCAACGAAAGUCGGGUCGAAUUUCACAUGCCCAGCGUUGCCGAGGAAAUCGGUAUUGAUGUCCGGACUGAAGGAGCGCUGACGAUCCAGUUUCAGUGGAAGCAGAGGGUUCUAAUCGGCUCCAAUGGAUAUCCUAAGACCUUCGGAAAUCUUGAUCCUGAGUUUAAUCGGCAUUAUCGGCUCCUUGGUGGCAUUACCAAUGCUGAAGAUGUGUUUUCUCUCGACCCUGCAGAUGCAAAAAACCAGGGCAUAGCCCGUCACACACCCGGUGUGGACAAUGGGAUAUACAUUGGCUACUUUCCAUCAGAGGGAACUUGGCGGGUGCUGAACAGCGGCAAUCCAUCCCGCCGAAUAUCUGGCAUUUUAUCAUCGUCGCAGAAGAUCACAUCCCUCGGACGCAUCGGCUUCUCAAGCCAUCCGAAGGGUGGUGCACGUAUCUUCAUAUGGAACCCAAAGGAGAGUCGGUAUGAUGAGAAGACAUACAAGUCAGGUUUAAGCGCUGCCGGUGAUUUCGGGUCGGAAUCAAUCGUGGCGGGAGAUUUCGAUAACGACUGUGACGUCGACUUUUACGUUGUCACGACGACUACUCUUGAGAACACCCCAAAUCGAUUGUAUCUCAACGACGGUACUGGAAAUUUUGUCCUGUCACCUAACGCAGGGGGAGCAGCUGGUACGUCGACCGGUAUCGGGGAUGCAGUCACUGCCGCCGAUUACGACUGCGACGGAGCUCUCGACAUGUUUGUUGCGAACGGUGGGGGAACGGGGCGAAACAGAGUGGCUUUCAAGGUGGGUGAGGGGAAAGACCAGCUCUUUCGCAACCGCGGGAACAGCAAUGGAUGGCUGGAGAUUGAUCUCGAAGGCACUGCAUCGAACCGCGACGGAAUUGGUGCAACCGUGUUUGUGGAGGUCGGCGGGAAAACCCAAGUUCGCGAGCGUGGCAACGGAAUGCACUCUCGAAGUCAGGACCACGCACGUUUGCACUUUGGUCUCGGGACGGCCAACUCAGUUGACCGUCUGACAGUUCGCUGGCCGAGUGGCCAAAUUGACGUCAUCAAGAACAUUGCGGCCAACCGAGCGAUUCGGGUGAAGGAGGGUGGCACAAUACAUACGGUUUGCGAAUAAGCGGAUCCGUUGGAUAUACGUGGCAGGGAUCGACUUGUGUGAAAGGACGGACUGAUGCAUGACAGCGAACAGCCUACCCUCCUUGGCGAGUUGAGGUGGAGUAGGCUGAUGCCGUCUAAAGGGAUGUUAGGGCUCGGUGAUUUUCCUAAGCAAUAUGGAUACGUGUGGCUGGGUGAUGGCAACAUGUCGCGUGCAUUGUGUGCGUGAAGUGAGGAAGUUCCUUUGUCAUGGUGUGAGUCCCAGCCUGAGAAGAGGGCGGCCAUGCAUGUGUGAAAGACGUGUCAGCAUGGGACGAAGGACGCGCAAGGUGCAGAGAACAACACAUACUCUCAUGGACGGGGCUCAAUCUGUCACAGAUGAGCCCACGUGUGUAUCUGAAGG